AUGAGGAUGCGCCUCUAUGAUGAAACAUCGCUUUCAGGUCCAGACCCCAUCGAACAGAUUCUCUUGCGGAACGCUUUUUGGCAGUUGUACGUUUGCGACAAGACGGCUUUGGUAAUAAAGACCCGCCCGGUUCUAAUCCACGAGCCUCACCUUGAUACGGUACUUACACUAGAGGCAUACUCGCGAUACCCUGUGCUACUCUUUGACCAUGGAGUAGAAGCAGAUGGCGCGAGGAUUAAGGAUAGCCUUUUGGGGGGAUCCUAUGUUGUUCGCCGUCUAUGGGCCUUGGCCCCUAGGGUCAUCCAAGGCAUAGAGCUACAUUCCAAGAGGAACUUGGACCCAUUUACCGAUAUGGAAGCCUAUCAUGAUCGCAUCGCAAACCUGUCGGAGGCAUAUUUUGAAAUGAUCACUCUAACCAACAACCACCCUGUCCUAGUCCGAACGCCCGAUGAGCCAGCUCUCGACAUCAGCCGAAGCGCAGAUCAGCACCUGGUUGAGAUUCUGCAGCGGCAACGGACCAGUUACCUUAUUUCCCUCUACACCAUAAAAGUCAUAGUGCUCCACUUAGUAAUCGAGUAUAAUGUGACUGAGGUUAUAGGUCUAAGCUCAGAGCCUCUGAUACUCGCAAUGAGGCAGAUAGAGCUGGCUCAAGACUUUUUAAAUGCCCUCGAGAGUGCUCUAUUUCUUCAUCUAUAG
This is a messenger RNA of Fusarium oxysporum Fo47, 696 nucleotides long. RefSeq lists its product as uncharacterized. The record is from RefSeq and is a predicted model, not a curated record. Lineage: Eukaryota; Fungi; Ascomycota; Sordariomycetes; Hypocreales; Nectriaceae. Bases 1 to 696 code for a protein of 231 amino acids. The transcript has a single exon.